Striga asiatica is the source of this 648-nucleotide messenger RNA. Lineage: Eukaryota; Viridiplantae; Streptophyta; Magnoliopsida; Lamiales; Orobanchaceae. The record is from the annotation of a GenBank genome assembly.
AUGCCACCGCCUCAACCCCCGGCCGCCCGUCGCCAGCUCCAGACACGCUGCUCAAUUCAGCGUCGGCCGGCAGUGUCUCUGGUUUCGACAUUCUCUUGCCGGCGGGAUGAUGAAGCCGAACUUACUGCUGAGUAUGCUCGCCGACGGCAAUAUGGUGAAGUCCACGCAAAUCGACCACUGGACUGCCUCCGGCCUCCACCUCAACAUCCGGCAGGGUCUCCACGGCCUCUAUUGGGGCUGACGGCGCCCCAUACCUCUUUGAGACAUUCUUCGACAGUCACUGCAGCAAGCGGAGUGGGGGGCGGCGGAAUCUUCUCGGCGGGUGGAGGGGAUAUAUGCUGCAGCAGGCGGAGUGACGACGACAGCGGGAUCUUCGCGGCAGAGGGGCGGGAGAGAUAUGUUGCAGCAGGCGUGGUGACGACGGCGGAUUUCAUGACGGUGGGCAGUGAACGAUGUCGAGCAGAGGAUUUCAUGGCGGUGGUAGCGGUUCACUCCCCGCCGAUCUGUGCCGUCGCCGACGACGGCGGAUCUGCAGCUUGUCCGAGGGUGGUGGAGGUCACCGGCGGGAGAGUAGAGGCGGCGACAGGCGGUGGGGACGACCGGCGGCCGUGUAUGUGUGUUACCAUUUCAAUGAAUGUGUGUAUGUGA